AUGACCCACUGUCAAGUGACAGACUACAAGCCUCUGAAAAUAAAAGGACAUUUCAAAUCGCUGAAAAUUUUGAAUAUUUUACUUGCGACAAAGACUGCGACCAAAGUUAUUUGCAAAGAGAUCUUCAUGUUUUCAAAGAAACUACACAAAUCAAGUGAAAAAGAAGUUGACAUCAAUUUAUCUACUUUAAGAAGAGCUUCAUUAUCAUCAGCAGAUCAAGGACAGGUCCAUAUAGGGUGA
Clunio marinus is the source of this 240-nucleotide messenger RNA. Lineage: Eukaryota; Metazoa; Arthropoda; Insecta; Diptera; Chironomidae. The record is from the annotation of a GenBank genome assembly.